Molecule: messenger RNA, 3384 nt
Organism: Rhineura floridana
Lineage: Eukaryota; Metazoa; Chordata; Lepidosauria; Squamata; Rhineuridae
Gene: GMEB2
Product: glucocorticoid modulatory element binding protein 2
Exons: 12
Coding region: 483-2081 (532 amino acids)
Biological process (GO): positive regulation of transcription by RNA polymerase II
Cellular component (GO): nucleus
Molecular function (GO): RNA polymerase II cis-regulatory region sequence-specific DNA binding; DNA-binding transcription activator activity, RNA polymerase II-specific
Source: RefSeq, a predicted model, not a curated record
CUUCCCUCCCGCCCCGUCAAAUAAGCCUCGGCUAGGUAGCCGGCUGCCAUACAGCAGCAGAGUAAGGAGGUGGCGGCGGCGGCCUGCGCGUGCGCAGAAAAAACUGAGGCGGCGCGCGCCGGAGCCCAAAGAUUCCCUCAUAGACACCUAAGGCAGCCAUUUCCCUCCUGCCCCCCCCCGCUCCCCCUUCCAACCGCCCCAAACAUCACCACCCUCAGUAGCUUCCCCCCGCCUUCCUCCGUCGGUGGAACCUGAGUCGGGUCGUCGAAAGGCAGCGGCUGAGCUCUUCUUUUCAGUUUCAGGUGUGUUCUCUACCCAGCCAGCAAUAAAGAAGCAUGUUUGUAUGCCUGCAGUAAAAAAAAACAACAACAUUGUACCUGACUGGUUAACUGGGGACCGGAAGACUUUUCAUAGAAAUCAGGCAGGACGAAGGUUCGAGAAGGAGCACAUCAUCUGUGCUUGCCGCACACACCUUUCUAGGGAUGGCAGCCCCAGAUGUGAGUGUUCACAUGGAGGAGGUGGUGGUAGUAACAACUCCCGACAACGUGGUUGAUGGCAGUGGCAUGGAGGAGGUGAAAACUGUGCUAGUUACCACCAAUCUGUCCCAGCAGAGCAGCGACCUAAAUGAAGACACCCUGGAGACAGAAAAUGCUGCUGCUGCAGCUGCUGCAGCUUUUACAGCCUCUGCACAUCUGAAAGAAGCCCUGUUAGUGAAGAUGGCUGAAGGAGAUGACUGUGUGGAAGCCGAGAUCCUUUAUCCCAUCACCUGCGGAGAUAGCAAAGCCAACCUAAUAUGGAGGAAGUUUGUUUGCCCUGGCAUCAAUGUGAAAUGUGUGCAGUAUGACAACCACUUGAUAAGUCCCAAGGAAUUUGUCCAUUUGGCUGGCAAGUCCACCUUGAAGGAUUGGAAGAGGGCAAUCCGGAUGAAUGGAAUCAUGCUAAGGAAGAUCAUGGAUUCAGGCAAGCUGGAUUUUUACGAGCAUACAAAAGUUUGUUCCAAUACCUGCCGAAGCACUAAGAUUGACCUGACUGGAGCCAGAGUGUCCCUAACAAGCCAGACAUCAACAGAGUACAUACCUCUCACCCCUGCCUCUGCAGAUGUAAAUGGAUCUCCUGCCACAAUCACCAUAGAAACAUGUGAGGACUCCACUGACUGGACCACUGCAAUUGGAGAUGAUGCAUUUACAUUUUGGCGAGGUUUGAAGGAAGCAGGCCUGUUGGAAGAGGUGAUCCAGGAGUUCCAUGUGGAGCUCAUGGAGACAAUGAAAGGCCUGCAGCAGAGGAUUCAGGAUCCCCCUUUACAGAUCAGCGAUGCUGUCUUACUCAACAAUACAGUCCAGAACUUUGGCAUGCUGGAUCUGGUUAAGAAAGUUUUGGCCAGCCACAAGUGCCAAAUGGACCGUUCACGAGAGCAAUAUACACGAGAUUUAGCAGCUCUGGAGCAGCAGUGCGAUGAGCAUCGGAAGAGAGCAAAGGAGCUGAAGCACAAAUCGCAGCACCUAAACAAUGUGCUGAUGACCUUGACCCCAGUCUCCAUCCCGUCCCCUCUGAAACGCCCCCGGCUGACGAGAGCCACGUCAGGGCCUCCUGCCAUUACCUCCCAAAUCCUGACUCAAUCGGCACAGAUGACCCUCGCUCCAGGGAUGCCGGUCACUCAACUGGCCAACAUGCCUAUAGGCAAAGUGGUCUCUGCCCUCCCAGCAUCUGCUCUUGGGAAGACCACAACGCAGGUUACAUCUGCUGCCUCCCCAGUGUCUCCGCUGCUGGGUGGAUACACUGUCCUGGCGUCUGCGGGCUCCACUUUUCCCAACACAGUUGAAAUACACCCAGAUGCCUCCAACCUCACAGUCCUGAGCACAGCGGCCAUACAUGAUGGCAGCACCGUGGUGAAAGUGAUGAGCCCCUUCCAGCUGCUCACCCUCCCGGGACUGGGCACUGCCAUCCAGAACGUAACACAGAUGUCUCCCAGUGGGAGCACCCUUGUGACUGUGCCAUCCAGUGUCAUUGAGGGCACCAUGGCAACUGAAGAACAUACGACCAUUGAAGUAACUACAGUAGCAGAUGAGCCUGAGCAGAAAUGAAACACGGACUUUGGGCCCACUUUUCGGGGUGUGCUCUGGGCUCUCAUGGCUAUCCCUCUGAGGAGAAGGAGAAGAGGGCACUGGGAAUAGAGAAGGGGAGACAGAUUGGCUGAUGGGAGGAUAGUGAGACUGGGAUCUUGGAGGGAAGAGAGAGAUGUGAAAGGAGAGCAACUUCAGAAAGGCAGGAGAGAGAUCGCUAUUCCUCAGGAACCAUUAAAAGCUACAGUCUUUCCAUCCUCGGCUUGUUAGCACUGAACCAUCUCUGGCCACCUCCGCUGGAACAAGGAGUGUGCGUAGAGAGAUUGAAGUAGGCAAGACAUGUUUCCAAGAAGAAGGAAAGCCAGCUAGCCAGCCACGGUGAGCUUUAGGAAGUACAGCAUGCAUGGCCAGAAGGGCAUUUUCUGGGCCCAGGCAUGAGUCAGGCUGCUGUAUGCACAUGCUGUGUCAUGCGGAUGGUUGGCUGCUUCCCGAUCAUGUGGGGAGAGCCCACAUGACAAAGGCAGCACUCUGGCAGGUAGGCUUGGGUGGAAUGCUCAUUCAAAGGCUCAUUCAUUUUGCAAAAUGCAAAUGGGGGAAGUAAAGGAACCUGCAAGCAAGCAAGUCCUCUGGUGGGUGGGUGGUGCUUUGAAGGAGGACCUUGCAUCACUCAUUUCUAAAGGCAGUGGUGGGCACACCCAGUCUGCUGAUAUUACCAGUUGUGGCAUCAGCUUCUUGGGAUAAAAUUGCAACAUGAGCUUCAGAGCCUUGGGUGGUGAGCAGGAGGGUUUGCAUGCAGGGCUGGCAGAAACCCAUUCACAUAGAAAAGCCCAUCACCUCUGAGGAAUACAGGCUUCUUUCUGUACCUUCAUUUAAAACGUACCACCUUGCACCUUCUAGUCCUUCCUGUUAUGAGGCUGGUGCACAGAGGCUAUCAUUCCACUGAAUGUUGAAUGCCUGAGCUUCUUCCAUGUCAGUGGAGGGCUGAUUCUACCUCCGCCCAUACUGCCAUCUGCUGUAGCCAGUGAGGCUUUUCCCCUGUGCAUCAGCACCUCAGGCAGCUGUUUUCAUGUUUGAAAUGGGCAUUUUGGCUGAAAGGGUGGAGUGGAAAAGGAGAGGAAACGUGCAGCUCCUGAGCUUGAUUUGGAUUGAUCCAACUGGCUUGAGGGACUUGAUUAACUAACUGAAGAUUUAAAAAAAAAAAAAGCAAAAAGGUGCUUGUGAGACAAAUAUAUUUUGCUGCAAAGUACUGGGUUCUUGCUGUAUGAAUUUCUCCGUCAAUAGUGGGAAAUGGCAGGUCUCUUGAAUAACCUAUUAAAAUAUUUUU